Cheilinus undulatus (humphead wrasse) is the source of this 2291-nucleotide messenger RNA. It is a transcript of the gene prrg4, whose product is annotated as proline rich Gla (G-carboxyglutamic acid) 4 (transmembrane). Gene Ontology annotation, cellular component: extracellular region. The record is from RefSeq and is a predicted model, not a curated record. Gene Ontology annotation, molecular function: calcium ion binding. Bases 481 to 1131 code for a protein of 216 amino acids. The transcript has 6 exons. NCBI's taxonomy places the organism in Eukaryota, Metazoa, Chordata, Actinopteri, Labriformes, Labridae.
CAGGUAACUGGAUCGAUUGGUCGAGUCUGCGCAGGUAGUUUGGGAAGAGCUGAGUUCACAUCUGUUGGGAGUAAACAAGAGCUUAUUUUAGACCUACAGGCGCUUUUUUUUGGACUCUUCGUCGACUGUUUGGGGCUUUAUUUUACUGUAAUUCUGCGUGUGAACAAUGAGCUGUAGUAGAGUUUUCAGAGUAAGCUGGUAAACACAGCUGUUUGACUGUCGGUGAACGUUUCCUGACUCCUCUUAUCAGCGUCGAGGCUCGGACACGUCUCCACCGCUCCUACAACUUUUAUUCUGUUGUUGUUGUUAAGUAAAAUGUGCUACUAUCUAUAGAAUGUAAUGAGGAUUACAGGUACCCGGUACAGGUUGGUUAAAGUUGAGUGUAUAGUCGUUUAAAGGAGAGGGGUGUGUUUUCAGCAGUAUUCUGCCCUCUGGACUUCUAAUUAAUGCCCCGCCCGGUGUCCGCGCGCAGGUGCACUUAUGACCAUGUUGUUUCACCUAUUCAUGCUCCUCCAACUCCUGUCAUGUGGAGAGCUGGCCUGUAUGAGGAGGUUACUGUCCAAACAUGAAGGAGAACAAGAAGUGUUUGUAGACGAGGGGGAGGCAAACUCGUUCCUGGGUCGCCAUCUACUGUUCAACCGGUUCGACUUUGAGAUUUUUGUGCCUGGGAAUCUAGAGAGGGAGUGUUAUGAAGAAGACUGCAAUUAUGAAGAAGCAAGGGAGGUCUUUGAGAACAUCCCGGAGACAGAUGCUUUUUGGAAAAAAUACACUGAAGAAAAAGAAAAGCGUGCCUCUCGGGUGGAUGUGACUUCUCUCUUGGUGGGACUGAUUGGUGUUGGAGUGGCCAUUGUUAUUGUUGGACUUCUGGUUUGGUAUUUCUGCCAGGGAAAAUGCAAGGACAACUUAAGCCGUACAAGCUCCAUUCGACCUCGACGAAGAAGAAGUAACGCUACUCUCAUAAUGCGACGGCUAGAGGAAAUUUCCUUACAACCUGUGCCCCCACCAACCCAAAUGGAGGAAAUUGGGCCCCCAGGGCUGCCGUCAUAUGAGCAAGCAAUAGCAAAAAGUGGACAACAUGACGCCCCACCUCCUCCAUAUCCUGGCUCAAGAACUGGCAGUAUUCGGCGGUAAUAUCUUCAGAACAUGAUAUCAGCAUGUCUGUCUACAUUAAGCAGACUACUUACACUGACACUGUGCCGCUCUGCUAAAUGCUUACUUUUUCAUCGUCACAAUGUUUUAAAAACUCCUUGGUGCCUUCUGGUACAUGCGCUGAUCAAGCUGUCUUGUUGGACAUUUCUAAUGUCUGUUGCUUCUCUUAAGUUGAGUAAUUGUGUCUUUUUUUGUACCUGCUUGUGCCAAAAUGUGUCCUGUUGUCUUUUUCCACAGCUGUGGUUAUACUUAAUAAUGUAACCGCUGCUAUCAUAAUAAGUUGAAUAAUGCCCAGUUUGCUGCUCUUUUUCUGAAAAUGAAGAAUUAAUGUGUUAAAUAUAAGAGCUUUAAUUUUAAAGGGAAUUCUUGGGCUUUAAGGGACUGUUGCUUUAGACACUGGAACAUUGAAAGCUAAAUCAGGAUGAUGUUUAUUUACAUUAAAAGUAUUAAUUUCAAGUGAAGAAAGGUAGAACGCUGAUGGCUUUCUGUCUCCUUCAGAAGGAAAAGAAAUUGCAACCUUGCAUGUAAUGACAGUAUGGUUUACUUUGUAAUUAGGAUAAUGUUUUUAAGAAAAACUAGUCAUUAGCUUGCUUUUUAAAGACUUUCUUUAAUCUGUUUUACAUAAUUGUUUUAGCUUUAGUUUUUUAAAUAGGCAGAUAUUUCUUUAGUACAGUGUAUUUUGACUUUCAAUACAAAUGUGGAGUAUAGGUCCAGCUGUAGAAGGUUGGUUUUACAACAUUUACUAUUAACAAAGAUUAUUUUGCCAUUAUAGAAUAAAUUAUGAGUUUGAUUGCUGUAUUUAAGAGAAUACUGUCAUGUUUUUUUGUCAUCAAGCCCAGUGUUUGCUAUCAUUUUAUUAUUUGAUGGUGGUACAACACUAGUUGUAACCAAUGUGUCAACAUGACAUCAGGUAAAUUCAUUUUUUCUUUAAAGCUGAUCUAAAGUAUUAUUACUUGAAAUUAUUUUUAUUUGAUGUUUCGAAUAAAAUGUAUUUUUUUGUCUCAUCUUUAACUGUAUGUAAAGUUGUGAAUGUGGUCAGUCAUUCUCACUGCAGAUUUGAUCAGGUCUUCAGUUUUGUAAGUGGCAUGUGCUCUUUUACAGUUCUGUAUGUCUUUUCAACAGUAUAAAGACUGAAAAUCUUU